Periophthalmus magnuspinnatus is the source of this 435-nucleotide messenger RNA. RefSeq lists its product as uncharacterized. The transcript is spliced from 7 exons. Gene Ontology annotation, biological process: synaptonemal complex assembly. The record is from RefSeq and is a predicted model, not a curated record. Bases 1 to 435 code for a protein of 144 amino acids. Gene Ontology annotation, cellular component: synaptonemal complex. Lineage: Eukaryota; Metazoa; Chordata; Actinopteri; Gobiiformes; Gobiidae.
AUGACUCUGAGUCAUGAUAAGAGAGUUUUAGAAGAGGAAAUUCAAGAGAUCCAAGCUAUUCAUGAUUCUCUGCAGAAGGAACUGGAAACCUUGCGAACAGAGUCUGAUCAACUGGAAGGAAUACAUAAAGAAAAAGAAGAGUUGUGCCAGAAGCUGCAGUAUCUGUGUGAAGAGUCAGAGCAGGACUUUGCCAGACAAUUGAAGCAUAAUAAGUCAGCUGAAGAUCUGUCAGAGCAAUACAACUGUGAGAUCCAGGCCAUAAAGUUGAAACACCGGAAGCUACGUAUGAAAUUUGAAAACCAUCUCUACCAGCUGAUUGAGCAGCAAAAGAACCUUUAUUCAGUUUUUAUGCCAGACAGAAUUCCAGCUGAAAUCGAAAGUGCUGAGAAUACAAAAAGUCAACUGUUAACUGCUGGCAAGUACCAAUCUACCUAA